Cicer arietinum (chickpea) is the source of this 1171-nucleotide messenger RNA. RefSeq lists its product as uncharacterized. NCBI's taxonomy places the organism in Eukaryota, Viridiplantae, Streptophyta, Magnoliopsida, Fabales, Fabaceae. The record is from RefSeq and is a predicted model, not a curated record.
AAUAUAAAACACUUUUGUGUGGUACAAAUUAAACCACAUUCCCAAUUAUUUAUACAAUACAAUAUAAACAUAUUCCACUAAACUCUCUCAUCACUUCACUCUCAUCUAAAGAAACAAGUUUACUCAAUUAACAUGGAAGCUUGUUUUCUCUCUCAUAGUGUAUUCACCAAAACUAAAGAUCAACUCAAUCCAAUAAUCAAAGCUGGAUCUCUACCAUACUCCAAAAGAUCUUCUCAACAAUUUCAUUCAAGAAAAGUUGGAUUUCCAUUUCAUGUAACAUGUUGCCACAUGUCAUCAUCAUCACCGUUGGAUGAUGACAAACCAAACCUCAAUACCGAUUGGAAAACUUUCCGUGCAAAAUUGGUGGCCCGAGAACAAUUGCUAAAGCCCGAGUUGCUUUCUUCAAUGAAAGAUCCAGACAAUCAUCCACCACUCAUCACAAUUGGUGACAAAUGGGCCCAUAUAAUCCAUGAGCCCGAAAAGGGCUGUUUGUUAAUAGCAACUGAAAAGCUUGAUGGGGUCCACAUUUUUGAACGGACGGUGAUCCUUCAUUUAUCAACAGGCCCAAUAGGCCCAUCAGGGAUAAUACUCAAUAGACCAUCAUUGAUGUCUAUAAAAGAGACAAGAUCAACUGCUUUUGAUGUGGCUGGCACUUUUUCUAAUAGUCCUUUGUUUUUUGGUGGGCCCUUAGAAGAAGGGUUGUUUUUAGUGAGUCCAAAAGAAGGUGGUGGUGAUGAGGGGGUGUUUGAGGAAGUUAUGAAGGGUUUAUAUUAUGGUUCAAAAGAAAGUGUGGGUUGUGCUUCUGAAAUGGUGAAGAGGAAUGUGGUUAGUGUUGGUGAUUUUAGAUUUUUUGAUGGGUAUUGUGGUUGGGAGAAAGAACAAUUAAGAGAUGAAAUUAAAGGUGGGUAUUGGACUGUGGCUGCUUGUAGUCCAAGUGUUGUUGAUUUAGGGAGUGUUGGAAGUGUUGGGCUUUGGGAUGAAGUUCUUGGGCUUAUGGGCAAAAGGAAGGUCAAGUAAAGAGCUUUAAUUUAAGAGAGCUUCUUUUCGGAAUUCUUAUAAUUUUAAAAAACUACACAUGUAUUUCAAAGUAUAAUUUUGGACAGAAAAAAAUUGUGUUUUUGUCCAAAAUAUAAUUCAAGAUGGUUUAAGAGAUUUUUUUUUUAGAUGUAAA